Molecule: messenger RNA, 780 nt
Organism: Orbilia oligospora ATCC 24927
Lineage: Eukaryota; Fungi; Ascomycota; Orbiliomycetes; Orbiliales; Orbiliaceae
Exons: 2
Coding region: 1-780 (259 amino acids)
Molecular function (GO): metallopeptidase activity
Source: RefSeq, a predicted model, not a curated record
AUGGUUGACCCAUCAGAAAUUUGUACUCUGAUGCCUCUUGAUGAGGAUACUCAAUAUGGCAAUACACAGGCUAACGACAACUCGAACGACUUCCUAGGAAACCUAAUCAGACGAAAGUAUAUGGGUACGGGUGUACGUCUAGGAGGAUUGAAGGCACAUCAUAAGGCCCAUAAAAUCCCCGGCCAAAACCUUACUCAAACAGUCCCGGGAAAUACCCGAUGGGAAACAGGCCAAACCAUCAAAAUCCGCUUGGGGGGCAAAUCUGAUGUUCGCAUUUCAUUUGAUCAAUAUAAGGAUAGCUAUUCGUACCUUGGCACCAAUGCUAUUACGAUUCCUCAGGACACGGCUACCAUGAAUCUCGCAUUAAAUGAUCAUACUACCACGGAGAGGGUAAGGGCUGUGGUGCUACAUGAAUUCGGGCACCUCCUUGGAUGUAUCCACGAGCAUAGCUCUCCAGCAUCUUCAAUCCCUUGGAAUGAGGAGGCGGUGUACGAUUUUUACCAACGCACCAAUGGCUGGGAUCGGGCAAAAACAUGUCACAACGUUCUCCGCAAGUACGACAGAAACACUAUCUCUCAGUUCUCGGAAUUCGAUCCAAAAUCGAUCAUGAUUUAUACCAUCGAUGAGUCUGUCCUUCUCCCAGGAAACUCCAGAUUCGUUACUUCUUGGAACACAAGACUAUCAGCUACCGACAAAGAAUUCAUCGGCAAAUUGUAUCCAUUUCCAGAGGGUGAGGAAAGACCACGCCGAAGCAAACGUACCAAAAAAAAGAGACUCUAG